AUGGUUCCUCUCAGGAAUUGCCUCUUCCUCGCCCUUGUGGCAUUCUUUGGCCUUUUGGGCCUCACCCUUGCCACGCCGACGGAAACUGGCACCAUCUCUGUGCCAACAGAUGCCACCACUUCCGCACCACUCUGCGACAUAUCCUUGUUCGUGGGUCCCCCAAUCAUGUCGGUCGCCACCACUACCACUACGACAGCCAUCGCACCCACUACUACAGUCUACUUCCACGAUGGUCCUGGUGGCUUGAAAGCUGAGCCUACGCCUGCCCCACUCGAUUUCUUCUGCGACCCGGAUUCCUGGAGAAAAUCCAGCGUGAUUGAUUGUUUCGGUACGUUUAAGACGCUGCCCAUCUCAUACAACAUCAUAUCCAAAAGGGAGUUCAAGGUUUUCAUGGCCAAUCAACCCAUGACUGGGCAGUUCUUCGGCGACUCCGAGAGCUAUGGCCCUCUGAUAAAGAUGGCUACAAACAGAGAUGAGAUGACUGACGAAGGCGUUCUUUGCGAGGCGCUUAUGCGAUUCGAGGGCAACACUCCACAAGGCCGGAAGUGCUGGGGAACCGUUGAGAAACAUGCGAGCUUGUUUUGGUAUCGCUUGAUUUCCUGGGAGGAUUACGAAAAGUGCAUGGCGGAUUUCUCUAGCCCGUAUAGCUGCCCACGGAAGGAUCUGAGCCCGGCCCCGGUCGCCACUACCUGGCCUCUCAGUUUCCAGACCACGCCUAUCUCUACUAAUACGGUCAUCACCGUGCCCACGAGUGCGAUUCCGACGCAAACCAGCAUGUGGAUGUCCCCGGCAUCACCAACGGCCUUCGUCACGCGGACUGUGGGGCAGAAACCAGAACCUACAAACGCCCCGCCGUGGACAAGUGAGCUUUAG
Cucurbitaria berberidis CBS 394.84 is the source of this 873-nucleotide messenger RNA. RefSeq lists its product as uncharacterized. The record is from RefSeq and is a predicted model, not a curated record. The coding region runs from base 1 to 873 and encodes 290 amino acids. The transcript has a single exon. NCBI's taxonomy places the organism in Eukaryota, Fungi, Ascomycota, Dothideomycetes, Pleosporales, Cucurbitariaceae.